AUGUUGAAAUUCAAAGUUUGGGUAAUUUGUUUCUCAUUUUUACUCAUUGUACUGAAAAGGAUUUUUUUAUUAGAUUUGAUGGAACCGGGCACAAGACUUCCAAAAAAGAAUCUACAAAUUCGGGAAGAGGUGUGUCAGAGGCUGAACCAAAGAAUUGAAGGUUGUACAAAUCUCGCCGGAGUACUCUUUAUGCUAAGAUUUUGGGUACCAAAUGACCUGAAAAGCAAAGAAGAGGUACAAUUGAUUUCCAUGAGAGCAUUAUAUAUGUUGCAUCCUGAUAGAGCCGUCAACCACACACUGCUUGAACAAGUUGAAGCAUUUGACAAAAUAUUACUUAUUAAUUUCUGGAUGCAGGCCGAGCAUGACAUAAGAGAAUGUCAUGAAUCGAUGAUGACUCCCGUGGCACGCCCAUUACUAGGAGGUAGAGUGCAUCAACAUAAAAAAUGGGACUUCCCUCCAUGGUUGAAAUUAAUGUCGGCUUAACCAUCGAGUAAGGAGAUGAGUUUCUUUCUAUAUUGUUGUUGUUCUCUAUUCGUUCUCGAUCCGGCUAUGAACUUUACUUUGGUAUGCAUGUUACUUGUUCUAUUGUGGUGGGUUUCUGUAUAGAAUAUUACGUCUUAGUUAAAUUCUUGUCCUAUUGCUUUUUCCUAGAUCUUUAUGCUCUUGUUUAGUUGUAAUAUGCUUGCAAACUGCCUGUGUCCCUUUAAUCAAUUUAGGUUUUCCUUUAAUCUUUUUUGUUAGUAUCUAGUGACUAGUGAUUCUAGUCUCGACCUAUGUUACUGUUACCCUUUGUAAAUAAAAGUAUUUUGGAGUUGAUUUCA
This is a messenger RNA of Papaver somniferum (opium poppy), 821 nucleotides long. RefSeq lists its product as uncharacterized. The transcript is spliced from 2 exons. The record is from RefSeq and is a predicted model, not a curated record. Lineage: Eukaryota; Viridiplantae; Streptophyta; Magnoliopsida; Ranunculales; Papaveraceae. The coding region runs from base 1 to 483 and encodes 160 amino acids.